Triticum urartu is the source of this 881-nucleotide messenger RNA. RefSeq names its product MADS-box transcription factor 23-like. Gene Ontology annotation, cellular component: nucleus. Gene Ontology annotation, molecular function: DNA-binding transcription factor activity; RNA polymerase II transcription regulatory region sequence-specific DNA binding; protein dimerization activity. The record is from RefSeq and is a predicted model, not a curated record. Lineage: Eukaryota; Viridiplantae; Streptophyta; Magnoliopsida; Poales; Poaceae. Gene Ontology annotation, biological process: positive regulation of transcription by RNA polymerase II.
ACUAGCUAGAUUAGACUUGUCGAUUGUCACCCAGCUAGACAGUAGAGAAGAAACAAUUAGCAGCCUCUAGCUUAGCUCCAUUUCGAUCGGUUCUUAAUUACUUUCGUCAAUCGGCCGGCCAGCCGGCAGGAGAGAGAUCUAGAGAAGAAGAAGAGGAAGAAGAAGAAGAUGGGGAGGGGGAAGAUUGCGAUUGAGAGGAUCGACAACACAACGAACCGUCAGGUGACCUUCUCCAAGCGGCGCGGAGGGCUGAUGAAGAAGGCCCGGGAGCUUGCCAUUCUUUGUGACGCCGAUCUCGCGCUCAUCAUCUUCUCCAGCACGGGUCGCCUCUAUGACUUCGCGAGCUCCAGUGGAAUGCAGGCAAUACUAGAGCGGUACCAGGAGGCAAAAGAGGAGCACUGCGGAGUGUUGAAUCCAACAUCUGAGGCAAAGUUAUGGCAGAGGGAGGUUACAACCUUGAGGCAGCAAGUGCAGAACUUACACCACAAUAAUAGGCAAUUGUUGGGAGAGGAGCUAUCGGGGACCACUAUUCGAGAUCUGCAGUUUCUAGUGAACCAGGUUGAGAUGAGCUUGCAUUCCAUAAGAAAGACGAAGGAGCAAGUUAUGGCUGCGGAGAUCCAUGAACUUAACCAAAAGGGAUUUCUUGUUCAGAAGGAAAAUGUCAAACUUGACAAGAAGUUCAGUAUUGCUCAUGAGCAGAACAUAGAGCUGCGGAAGCAGCUUUCGGCGGCCAUGAGAUCGAGUGAGCAGCAAGCCAGCGGAAGCAACUCAAAAGCUGCUGCCGGAUUAUUGUUGUCUACUAGAGUACGUGAACCAAAUAUUGACCUUGAGUUGCGCCAGCAGGAGCAUGAGGAUGAAUAACAUCUACUAUACGUCCACUG